AUGACUAACAAGAAAAUUGAUUUUUCUUCACUUUCACACACUGUCAUCCCUUUCCAAGUCAACCUUACUCCCUCCCAAAAAUAUUUUCAAACAUUAACUGAGGUUGAUUACUUUAAGAAUUACAACGACAAUGAUCGCAAUAAGGUUGAUGUCUCUCUAUCUGCCUCUACCGCUGCUGUCUCUGUCCUUGACAUUGAUCAUACCAACAUGCCGUCUUUGUUGGAUUUCAAACUAAGCAUUGGCAGUGGUCUCGAUCAAAAUCAUCUCGCUACCAAUGAUGCUAGUGAUCAAGAUGAUAAUGACAUUUCAUCUAAAUUCGAUCACGAAAACACUAAGAAUGAGAUGGCUGUUCUUCGAGGCAAACUUGCUCGAAUGAAAAUGGAAAAUUGUCGAUCGAGUUUCAUGCUUGAUCAGCUUCAAACACAGUAUGAUACCUUGCAAAUACGUUUUGAGAAAAUGAAGCAGGACAAGAAGGCCGAGAAAGUUGAACAACAAGAAGGGUUUGAUAGAAAACUUGGAAAUAAAAGGAAAUUUGAGAACGAUGGAGUAUCAGUUUCAAGAGAUUUUUUGGAGUCUGGAUUGGCUAUUAAUGCAGAUAUUGGGGUGGAUCGUGAACCCUCUUCUUCAAGAACAAGAAAUUAUGAUGGAUUGGGAUCCACGCCUGAGAACAACAUUGAAGUUGCCUCCAAAGAGUUAGUCCUAACUAAGAAUGGGAAAGUUAGUGAUGAAGAAAAGAAUGACUAUGGUAAAGGAACUAAAGGAGAGGAUAAUCAUGUUGGUCAUGCUGAGAGAUUUCAAAACCCGAGUCCUCUAAACUAUGCUCCAAACUUUGUUAAUGAUGAUUCAACUGAUGUUGCUGCAAUCUUGAUGAGAGCUAUAGAGUUUCUAUUAGAGCUAGAUAAGAUGGAAUCAUGUAUAUUGCUUCCAUAUAAAGUUGACUCAUAUCUCGUACAAAAGUGUGCUAAAGACAAAAAAGUGGUAAUCACAACAUAUGAAGGCUAUCAUAACCAUACUUUACCUCCAGCAGCAAUGGAAAUGGCACAAAUAACUGCAGCAGCGGCAAGAAUGCUUCUUUUAGAAUCAACUUCAAGCAAAGAUGAAACAACAAAUGCAACUAUUCCUGGUUCUACAAGUCUCGCAACUAUCUCAACUUCUGCACCAUUUCGGUCAAUAACACUUGACUUUACACAAACUCCAAAUCCUCUACAACUCCAAAUGCCUCAAAAAUAG
Vicia villosa (hairy vetch) is the source of this 1230-nucleotide messenger RNA. RefSeq names its product probable WRKY transcription factor 31. The transcript is spliced from 5 exons. Gene Ontology annotation, molecular function: sequence-specific DNA binding; DNA-binding transcription factor activity. The record is from RefSeq and is a predicted model, not a curated record. Gene Ontology annotation, biological process: regulation of DNA-templated transcription. The coding region runs from base 1 to 1230 and encodes 409 amino acids. NCBI's taxonomy places the organism in Eukaryota, Viridiplantae, Streptophyta, Magnoliopsida, Fabales, Fabaceae.